Debaryomyces tyrocola is the source of this 837-nucleotide messenger RNA. Lineage: Eukaryota; Fungi; Ascomycota; Pichiomycetes; Serinales; Debaryomycetaceae. The record is from the annotation of a GenBank genome assembly.
AUGUCAGGACUAAACUCUCCACCAUCAUAUGCGCCUACAUCUACUAGUUCAUAUACUCCCAGUAAUGCCAAUCAUAUCAAAUAUCAUAGGGAGAUUGAUAAAUCAGCAGUGAUCAAAUCUCCAUUGCAUAAAAACAUAUAUGAUUCGCUUGCAGAAAUAUACUCUAUAGUGACGGUAAUGGAAAUGAUAGAGAAGUCAUUUCUAAAAGAUUAUAUUACUGACAAAGAUAAAUACACAUCUACCACAUUAAGAUUAAUAAAUCAAUACCAAAUAAUUAUCAAGGGAUUUCAAGAAGAUCAGUCAAAGCAAACUAUCUUGGCAGAUAUAAUACCAGGAGCUUCAGUAGAUAGCGAUGAUUUUUCUGAGAAACUAGCCAAUACAUAUAACUUGCAUGCCCCGUUAGCUAUAAAGAGGCUACAAACUGGUGUACCCGUAACAAUCGAACAUCUUGGUACUCAAGUUGAAAGUUCGAGCCAUCCAACGCAUAAUAUCAGUAAUGCGAAUACGUCUACGAAAGCAAGUGGCAGAUUAGUUGCUGAAGUAACAGGCAACUUCAUAACAUGUAUGGAUGCGUUGAAAUUAAAUUACAAAACAAAAGACCAAUUGCAUCCUUUAUUGUCAGAUUUAGUGGUAAGUCUAAAUGAUUUGGUGACAAUGAAUGAUUCAAACGAUGAAAACAAUGGUAAGACGAUUGAGUUCUCGGGCAAAUCAAAAUUGAUAUCGUGGUUAAUUAAAUUGAAUAAUUUGGAGGACCAGGAAUUAGUCCAAUCCGACAUUGAUACGUUUUUGAACGAUUUGGAUCUGGCCUACAAGAAUUUUUAUACGUCAUUAGAAUAA